Messenger RNA from Camelina sativa (false flax), 2458 nucleotides. The record is from RefSeq and is a predicted model, not a curated record. Lineage: Eukaryota; Viridiplantae; Streptophyta; Magnoliopsida; Brassicales; Brassicaceae.
GGUCAAGGGGAACAAGUCAAGAGAACAUCUCAAGCGUGGAGUUUGUUUUCUUAGCUUUAAGAAGCCUCGGGCAGAUAAGAGAAAACUUAAAAGAAACAAAUUUAGAGAGAUCGAAAGAAAGUGAGAGAAAGAGGGAGAAGGAGAAGAUGAAGUUGCAUGGCUUGUUCUUGGUGGCUCUUUUCUCCAUUGCAUAUACGCAGCUGGUCAUGGGGAAACCUCAACCUCACGAGGGUUGCCCAAUUAGAUCUAGAUGUGGCAAUGUCACAAUUGAGUACCCUUUUAGCACUUCUCCAGGUUGUUCCUAUGCCGACGAUGGUAAUUACAAUCUUACUUGUAACGAGAAAGAGGAGCUCUUCUCUGGCGACAUUCCGGUCAUCAACAUUUCUCACAGUGGCCAGUUUCAUGUUCGGCUUUUGGGAUCAUACGUUUGCUAUGACAGUCAAGGAACUCAAACUCAUUCCAGCACGGCCUAUGUUACCCUGGGUAGUAUUUUAACUAUCUCUGAACAGAACAAAUUUACUGUUGUAGGAUGUAACAGUUACGCAUUUCUAAGAACAUAUGGAGUUGAAAAAUACUCAACUGGAUGCAUAUCAAUGUGUGAUUCUCUCCCAUCGAGAAAAGGAUCAUGUUCUGGAGAAGGUUGCUGCCAGACCCCUGUCCCUAGAGGGAGCUCGUAUGUCAAACUCAUACCACAUAGCUUUCGCAACCAUACUUUUGUGCAUGAUUUUAAUCCUUGCACCUACGCCUUUCUCGUCGAAAAUGAUAAGUUUGACUUCAAUGCUUUAGAAGACCUCAAGGAUCUGCGGAAUGUCAGAAUGUUUCCUGUGCUACUAGAUUGGUCUGUUGGAAACCAGACAUGCGAGCAAGUUGGAAACACAAGCAUAUGCGGUGGGAACAGCACAUGUUUUGAUUCUAUUCGUGGAAAGGGUUAUAACUGCAAAUGUUUAGAAGGUUUUGAGGGGAAUCCAUACCUUCUAAACGGUUGUCAAGACAUCAAUGAGUGUAUGACUAGUAGUAAACAUAACUGUUCGUAUCCUAGUACCUGUGAAAACACGAAGGGAAGCUUCAGUUGUAACUGUCCAUCUGGUUACCGCAAAGAUUCCCAUAAUAGCUGCACCCGUGAAGUCAGGCCUGAAUACUUUAGAUGGACUCAAAUUUUUCUUGGAACCAUCAUCAGCUUCUCGAUCAUCCUGCUUGGAGUUAGCUGUAUAAAACAGAGAAUGAAGCAUCAAAAAAACACUGAGCUCCGACAACAAUUCUUCGAGCAAAAUGGUGGCGGCAUCUUGAUACAGCGACUCUUAGGAGCAGGGCCAUCAAAUGUCGAUGUAAAAAUAUUUACUGAAGAAGACAUGAAAGAAGCAACUAAUGGUUAUGAUGAAAGCAGAAUACUGGGUCAGGGAGGCCAAGGAACAGUCUACAAAGGGAUAUUGUCAGAUAACUCCGUAAUUGCUAUAAAGAAAGCUCGGCUUGGAGACAAUAGCCAAGUAGAGCAGUUCAUCAACGAAGUGCUAGUGCUUUCACAAAUUAACCACAGGAACGUGGUCAAACUACUAGGCUGCUGCCUAGAGACUGAAAUACCCUUGUUGGUAUAUGAGUUCAUUAACAGUGGCACCCUUUACGAUCACUUGCACGGUGUCAUCUACGAUUCUUCUCUUACAUGGGAACACCGUCUAAGGAUAGCAAUAGAAGUCGCUGGAACUCUCUCAUAUCUGCACUCCUCAGCUUCUAUUCCCAUAAUCCACCGCGAUGUCAAGACUGCUAAUAUUCUCUUGGAUGAAGACUUAACUGCAAAAGUAGCUGACUUUGGUGCAUCAAGGCUGAUACCGAUGGACAAAGAGCAGCUCACAACUAUGGUGCAGGGUACUCUCGGGUAUUUAGACCCAGAAUACUACACCACAGGACUUCUGAACGAGAAGAGUGAUGUUUAUAGCUUCGGGGUAGUCCUCAUGGAACUAAUCUCAGGUGAAAAGGCAUUGUGCUUUGAACGGCCACAAACAUCAAAACAUCUGGUGAGUUACUUUGCUUCUGCCAUGAAAGAGAACAGGUUGCAUGAGAUUGUUAAUGGGCAAGUAAUAAACGAGGACAAUCAGUGUGAGAUCCGGGAAGCUGCAAGAGUUGCUCUUAAAUGUACAAGAAUUAUGGGAGAGGAAAGGCCAAAGAUGAAAGAAGUAGCUGCAGAGCUAGAGGCCUUGAGAGUGAAAGCAACAAAGCAUAAGUGGUCGGAUCAGUAUCCUGAGGAGAAUGAACACUUGCUCGGCGUUCAAACCUUAUCAGCACAAGGCGAUACCAGUAGUAGCCGUGGCUAUGACAGCAUUAAGAAUGUACCAAUAUUGGAUAUUGAAGCAGGCCGCUGAUGUUAAUGCUUUCACACAAAAUCACACAAGUAUCUCUUUUGUUUAUAAAAAAAAGCAUCGUACGUCUUUGUUGCUUCAUCAAAGUAACACUAUAAUUUAAACAA